AUGACCGACGCCGUGCUGCCGCCUCCGCGCUCGCGUCUCAUCUUAGAGCGUGUGCUGGGGCUCACAGCGCUGAGCAAUGCACAGGUGGCUGUUAAUCCGGCUUCUGGUGAGCUGGCGUACGCUGCGGGUUGCAUUGUGGUGAUCUACAACCUGCGACGCAACAAGCAGGUGCGUUAUUACCGCGUAGACAAGAGCGUCUCGUGUCUGUGCUUUUCGCCCAACGGUCAGUUCCUUGCCAUCGGAGAGAACGGGUAUCUGCCGGCUAUCACUAUCUGGGACGGCACGGAUGGCACACUCUGUGCUGAGUUGCAGCGCCAUCAGUACGGCGUGGCCUGCAUGACCUUCAGUCAGGAUGGACGCUUCCUAUUGUCUGCAGGGCUUGUGCACGACCAGCAUCUCUACGCAUGGGAGCUUAAGCUUAAAAUGAAGGAUGCAGUACGGCGGCUUGAGGUCGCUGCAGUGGGCUGUGCCUUCGUGGAAGACAAGAUCCUUGAUGCAGACUACUGCCAAGCGGGCAAAUUUUUCGUGACUGUUGGAGAGAAACACUUCAAGUAUUGGUUCUUGGGUGAGAACGGCUCGUUUCUAAGCACGGGUCUUCGUGUGAACGAUCUGCCUGAGCUGCAGCAUCGAGAUGCUGUGGUGAACGCAAAGACGUCGGCGACGUUCACAGGAGUGGGAUGUGGGCACGGAAGUUGCGAAUUGAAGACAUUUGCGGUAACCUUGGACGGAACGCUAUGUUGCUUUGGUGCCUCUGGUAUCAUGGAGCGACUGGUGUCAUUGGAGUCGAAUUGUGGAAAUGCUAUCUCCGUUACGGAAGCGUAUGUGGCUGUGGGUGGAUCAAGUGGAGUUGUAAGGAUGUUCAAUCCUUCGACUCUAGAGUACCGUACUACACUUCCCUUUCCUCCAGCUUUCGGCGCCGCCAAUGAGCCAUCCAACGUUAUCCCAGCGUCACCAAGUAUCCUGUACCCAGCUGAGCCAUUUCGGUACCCGGCAGUGAUUGCGACCCGUAUCACUGGCUCCCACGUGAUUGUGUUUUACAGCGAUCGGAGCAUUUUCAUAUUCGGUACAACUAAUCUCGAUGCUGUUACUCUUGAACUCUCGUUUUUGUAUCAUAGUGGAGGAAUCCGAGACUUGCAAGUCGCUGGUCAUGUGCGUGGCGUCAAUGCAAAGGGAAAACUAGUAUAUAACGAUAGUGGUUCAGCUGGGGAGGUGUCCGCCAACACCAUACCAACCGGAACGUUUGUGACAUGUUCAGAUGAUGAUACUGUUCGUCUGUGGAAUUUGGAGUUGCAUCGACGACCAGCAAAGGCAAGUCGGAUCAAGUUCAGCAAUGAUCGGUUAGAGCACAGACACUGGAAAAAUCCAUACAGCCAAGAAAUGCUUCGAUUAAUUUACAACGAUCACGAGCACGACUUCGAAAAUGCGCACUGCGUCGUUCUAGGAGGGACAUGCUGUCACGAUUUCAAUUCAAGUGUACACUCGCCACCAAAGGGUAAUGGCUUGAACAAAGGACUCAGAACAGUGGCCAUUCGUCCUGACCAGAAAGAAAUUGCUGCUGGUGAUCAAGAAGGAAAUGUGAUCGUAAUGCCUGUGCCUCUAGAAAACCCUGUCAUUCGAAUUGGAGCUCACAGUUCGAUGGUGAACUGUAUCGCAUACAGCAGUCUGAAUGACGAUGGUGCGAUCUUCAUGGCUUCUGGAGGGAAGGACCGAUUAAUCCAAUUAGUUGUGGGGCAGACAAUGUUGUUUCGACUUCUCGAGUUGAUGCGAAAGGGAAAAUGAUUGAGUCCAAAGUGGUUACAUUAACUGGGGGCAAAGUAUUUGGUACGGUUCUGCUACCUGAUAGCGAUACCGUUGUGGCAUGUUGCAACAAUAAAUUAGAAGUACUCAAUGCCAGUACAGGGAAGCAACAACUGGCGCAUCUGGUAGGAGAGCAGCACCAUGUUGCUGUUUGCCCUGCUAACUAUUGCGUUGCAAUGAGCGGCUCUCUCGCCGAGAGAAUUAUCCAUAUUAUCGACAUGAAGAGUGGGGAUACGUUAGCUACAGGUACUGGACAUAGCGAAGCAAUCACGGCGCUGAAGUUCACACCAGACUGCCGUCGCUUACUGUCUGCCAGCAGUGAUGGCUGUAUAUUUGUGUGGCGACUUGCUGAUGAUAUUCAAUCCGAGAUCAAAGCAAAACUUCCACGUGUGGCGGAAGUGCAGUG
Molecule: messenger RNA, 2203 nt
Organism: Phytophthora nicotianae INRA-310
Lineage: Eukaryota; Oomycota; Peronosporomycetes; Peronosporales; Peronosporaceae
Exons: 3
Coding region: 1-1779 (592 amino acids)
Biological process (GO): regulation of mitotic cell cycle; mitotic spindle organization
Cellular component (GO): mitotic spindle
Molecular function (GO): protein binding
Source: RefSeq, a predicted model, not a curated record